Molecule: messenger RNA, 582 nt
Organism: Nannizzia gypsea CBS 118893
Lineage: Eukaryota; Fungi; Ascomycota; Eurotiomycetes; Onygenales; Arthrodermataceae
Exons: 3
Coding region: 1-582 (193 amino acids)
Source: RefSeq, a predicted model, not a curated record
AUGAAUGACAGAUUCACUCCAUUAACAUUCAAACCUAGGAUGAAGGAGAAAACGAAUCCACAGUGGUUGACGGAUGGGAUGAGGACGCCAAAUACGCGCUGGCAGUGCAAUACCGACGGCAAGACCCAUACACACAAGAAGAAAUUCUGGACGAAGAUUGGAGGAUUCCUAGACUUCCCGUGGCGCGAGGUGGAAGCGAUGCACUUUGAGCUGGGCAAGGAAGAUCUCUCAUCUAGAGCAAACGAGGCGUCACGAAAUCCUACCACCAGCGACCGGAUAAUGGACGUUGCCAAGGAGAUAGAGUAUCUCCGCAGCAUCUUCUACUAUGAUAUGGAUGAACCCCAUGAGCCACUUACGUACCCUCGCUUGCUGGAUGCGUUGGGCGGGAUAUCAAUCUGCACCACCGCCCUGAUUAAACAGAUAGAGACAUCGCCUGGUCCCUGGAGCCCUCGUGUUAUUGGAUUGAUGGAAGAGAUGGUUCUUGACCUGUGGAUAUUGGUAUCGGACGAGCUUGCAAACGUGGAUUGGAACCCGAUAUGGGGCCGUGGUGAGACCUGCAUAUUGCACAUAGGCAAUGAAUGA